Molecule: messenger RNA, 700 nt
Organism: Acomys russatus (golden spiny mouse)
Lineage: Eukaryota; Metazoa; Chordata; Mammalia; Rodentia; Muridae
Gene: Prg2
Product: proteoglycan 2, pro eosinophil major basic protein
Exons: 5
Coding region: 1-624 (207 amino acids)
Biological process (GO): immune response
Source: RefSeq, a predicted model, not a curated record
AUGGCGGACAAGGAGUCUGAAACUUCCGACUUCAAAAGCCCAUUGAGAGAGGAGAACUUGCCUAGGGAUGUUGAGAUAUCAAGACCGGACGCAGAAGAGUGUCCUCCUGGGGAAGAAGAGCUAAUGCCCCUGGAAGAGGAGGAACUUUCUGGAAGUGAAAGUGCUUCUGGGGAUGAGGGAACUGUCUCAGGCCAGGAUGUGACAGAUGAGGACCUUCAGUGCCCCAGGGAAGAGGACGUAGUGCAUCUGCCAGGCAACCCUGGAUGCAAGACUUGCCGAUUCCUCGUAGUGAGAUCAGCUCAUCAAUUUGCCCAAGCUCAGUCAGUUUGCCGGAGGUGCUACCGGGGCACCCUUGCUUCUGUUCACAGUUUCAGCUUUAACUUCCAAAUCCAGUCCUGUGUCAGGGGACUCAACCAGGGUCAAGUCUGGAUUGGAGGCGUGGUCUCGGGCUGGGGUAAUUGCCAACGCUUUCAGUGGGUUGAUGGGAGCUCUUGGAAUUUUGCCUACUGGGCUGCUGGCCAGCCCCUUGGUGGAGGUGGCAGAUGUGUGACCCUGUGUACCCGAGGAGGCCACUGGCGUCGAUCUCACUGUGGUGAAAGACGUCCCUUCGUCUGUUCGUAUUGAGCUGGUCAUAGCCUGGAGUUCAAAUUCAUCUUCCCUUGGAUAGCUGCCUUUCUUUUCCUGCCAGAUUUCUUACCCU